Molecule: messenger RNA, 1319 nt
Organism: Coccidioides immitis RS
Lineage: Eukaryota; Fungi; Ascomycota; Eurotiomycetes; Onygenales; Onygenaceae
Product: cyclin-dependent protein kinase complex component
Exons: 1
Coding region: 404-1054 (216 amino acids)
Biological process (GO): regulation of cyclin-dependent protein serine/threonine kinase activity
Cellular component (GO): nucleus; cyclin-dependent protein kinase holoenzyme complex
Molecular function (GO): protein kinase binding; cyclin-dependent protein serine/threonine kinase regulator activity
Source: RefSeq, a predicted model, not a curated record
CAGGGUCAAGCCAAAAAGGAGCUGCUCUACGACGAGGACUGCUUUCCACCUCUGUGUUUCUCGAAUUUGCUUUCUAACGAUGACCUUUCGCAUUGCGUCUAGCGUUUUAAUACUUAUCCACCCAACCACCUGGCCCCCUAGGUUUCCCUGAGGCUGACUCUUUAACGAACACAUCUAAGUGGUGGGCAUCGCUUCCGGACGCCCUACCCUCCAACCUUCAUUCUUGAUAUCCAAAUAUCUGUUAUACCUUUUCAGAUUGGGCCAGUACUGCAUUGAAUGGUGGAACGGUCUUUUAAACUCAUUGUUGGACGCGACAUCUGGUAGACCUCACAUUCGCCUGAAUUCCGUGUCAUGUGUCUGAAGGCCAAACGCGUCCCCCCUGCCCCGUCUCCCACAUUCCGUUAUGGCAGAAACAGGCAAGGGUCCUGGGCCAUGCUUCGAACUGGCCCCUGGAGUGCCUCUGGAAGGCGACAUUUCGUCUCUUGCGCCGAUCGAGGCGUUAAGUGUACUGUAUUUACACAUGAACUCGAUUAUUGGCAUCAGCGGAGAUGUGUCUUAUUCCGAAUUUCUACAGCGGCAGUCACUCGAAACUUCGGAUCAAGAAAGGCCCAACGCGAGACGAGACGCGGCAUUGGUUCGGAACUUUUUUUCAAGACAGAUUCCAGGGAUCUCGCUCAAGGAUUAUCUUCUCAGACUCCAUCGUUACUGCCCAAUGUCCACGGGGGUAUAUCUCGCUACCAGCUGGUUCAUCACUCGAAUGGCCCUGGUUGAGAAAAUAGUGCCAGUUACCGCGUAUAAUGCACAUCGGCUAGUCCUUGGCGGUCUGCGGGUAGCUACGAAGUUGCUCGAGGACCUGCAUCACUCUCACGAACGGUUCUCCAAGGUUGGAGGCGUGGCGGAGGCACAACUAACGCGAUUUGAGAUCGACUUCUGUUAUUUGAUGGACUUUGACCUUAAAGUUAACUAUGAAAUCCUCUCUCAGGAGAUUACAAUGUUUCAAGAACGUCUUGACGAUGCUUUAUCAAGCCGUCAGAUGGUAGUGCAAGCGCCAUAAUGGCUUCGAUCACGAAUCACUGUCGAACGCCUCGAAUCGAAACACGAUGGUGAAACAUUCCACUGAUGCCGAUACUCUCCUGCCUGAGUAACGUCGUGAUGACUUCGAGUAUUUAUAAGCUACGACUCGAGAGAGAAUUAUUGCUGAGGAGCAUAUUUUCAAUUGCGCAAGGAAAUGGGGAAUGUGAUAUUACCUGUAGUAGCUAAAGACACUGAAGUCUCUUCUCUAUGAAUGCAAGGAAUAACGGUAACUUAACGCUUCUCGC